This is a messenger RNA of Opisthorchis viverrini, 3369 nucleotides long. RefSeq lists its product as hypothetical. The record is from RefSeq and is a predicted model, not a curated record. The transcript is spliced from 8 exons. NCBI's taxonomy places the organism in Eukaryota, Metazoa, Platyhelminthes, Trematoda, Opisthorchiida, Opisthorchiidae. The annotation marks the transcript as partial.
GCGGUGGAAUACGAGGCCUCGUUGGCACGUCUUCGAGCACAACUAGCUUGCGUAACCGAGGAGCGCGAUAUACUUGCUCAGCGUCUGAAUCUCUCAGCUGACUCCUCCAGUGCGGUCCAGGUGGAACCCACCGCGACCGAAGAGUGUCAGAACUUGGCCACGUCUGAAUAUCCUCCCCCCAGUUUGCCUACGGACUCCUCCAGCAGAAAGUUGUCUACUAGCUCAGGGCGUCCAGUCAUGGGUUUGAGUAGGCAUCUGCAAACAAAGCAACUACAAAUCUGUGAUCCAAUCCCGUUUGUAUCUGACACGGGAUCAAAAAAUACACCUGGAGUUGAUCUUCGGCACGUUGAUCCCCGUUCAGAUCCCCCAGUCGAAAAUGAGUCUGGUUGCUUCAAGGAAGUAGCAACGGUGGAUAACAUAUACGAUCUGCCUGAACCAGAAUGGGUUACACAGUCUUUGAGACAUUUUGGAGAAAAUUUUUCCGGUGUGACUGAUGUGACUGGAGCAAAACAAUCUGCCAAUUCAGAGUUUACGCCGCCAGCCACAGCGGCAGCAGAACAGUCGGAAACAUUCGACCAGUUGUGGCUUGAAGCAGAAGAUUCCGUUCUUCGUGGCCCACUAUCACCCCGUGCUCUCCUACAAUUCCUCUCGAGUCUUUCCAAACUGACGCCCUACCCUCGUUUGGCUGAUGUGGCGAACUGUGCUCAACUGACCUGGUCGCGCCUGCUUGCCACACUGUCAUGCCUCCAGUCAGAUUGCCUAGUAUUACAAGCCAAUCUGGCUGAAGUCAAGGCCACAGCAGACCGGAUACAGUGUCAGAUGAAUCAGAUAGAUGCCAAUUGGAGUGCAACGCUGAGAUGCGCCCAUCUAGCUGAUGCUUGUCUGGAAGUUGCCGACUGUUUGAAUCAGUUGGCUUGCAAACGUUUCGUCACCAUACGAGGAGAUAUCAUCAGUGCGCAGUUGGGUGGGUUGUACUGGGUUGCACUGAUGAUAUCUCCUCGUAUGGUGACGAAACGUUUGCAAGCCAAAUGCCAAGCUCGGCGAACAGAUCAACAGCCAUCUGAUCAACAACCAACAAGCGUAAGCCUGUUUUACCACAUUACCAAUGAUCUAGUUCGUCGUGGUCUUACUUCAGUGGCAUUAUUAUAUUGUACUGAACUGGCGAUCGUGCUGUACCGCCAGAAUCGUAAGAUGCUCAUCUCGGGCCGCGGCUGCUCCACAUUAUCCUCUUCUACCUCAUCGUCAUCGUUUCCGGGGCGCCACAUGAAAGCUUCUGGUGGUAGUUCGAAUGGAAUCAGUAAAUCGAUCAACCAGAUGCCUUCGACUACAACUCCCUCACUCUCAUCCACCUCUCCAUAUCACCCUUAUGCUGUGUACGCCGUUCCUGGUUCCUUUGGCACCGAGAGCAAUGAUAUCUCAUCCGUUGGAUUAUCUGGUGUUCACCUCACACUAAAAAACCUUAAGCUUUACAGACAUCAAGCUGAGCUAGUUGCACAUUCCUUAUUGGACCGCUACGAUCUGACAGACACAAAUCCGGAGAGAAUCUACCCUAUCACCUCCUCCACAAAUGGCGGUUUACCUUCACUUUCGCGCGCGUUUUCUCGUCCUCCGCAAGCACCACUGAGUCCAGGCAUAUUCUCAACCAUCAACUCCCCACCGUGUCCCAAUAUUCCGUCUACCCAUAGCCUUACUAACACCAGUCUGUACGCCAACUCCUGGUAUGUCAGUCUUGGUCGACUAGGCCACAGUGCGGCGCUCACCACCGCAGCUCAUUGUGAACAAACCUCUUUGGGAAGCUGUGCUGGCUCUGGAUCUUUACUAAGCAAACCUGCAGGCAUUACUUUACUGCCCUUCAGUCCGGCCCGUAACUCUACAAAAUCUUCUGGCCACCACUCUAACGCUGUUCCGGAGAUGAGUGGCGGCUGGCAAACGCCCGACUCAGGAGCCGGCAGUAGUGGCACGAAUGAAGUGUUACAACAGCCCACCUUGUUACAUCAUCCGUUUUUCCCUACGUUCAGUUGUCUGGCCCCAGGAGGCUGUCACAUUGAACCCAACUCCUAUUCAACUUUGUUGGAUUUGCUGCCUCCGCUGUGGGCCAGUCCCUUACACCGAAACGACGAGCACCUGAUUUGUGUUGACACGGAUUCAGACUCAUCAGAUUCAUCAGAUGCCAUCAGUACAGCGGCAACAGGGUCCAAAAUUCCCGAACCCGUCGAUGCAUCAGAUCCACACGCUCUACAUUUAUCCACGUGGACAAGGGUAGAAGAACGUAAACUACGUAGCCUGCUUCACUACUUGAUGCAUGCACGUCGGUUGGUGCAAUCAACUAUGUCAGACAUGCACAUGUUCGCCACUAACAGUGAAGAGGAGAACGAGAGCCGUCGCACAUGUGAAUCAGUAAAAUCACAGGAAGAAUUUGGAAGAUUAUUGAGUUCAUCCGCCAUAUCGUCACUGGGGAAACUAUCCCUCAACGUGUUAAUCGAAAGCUCGGUGUUGUUACAAGAGUUAUGUCACGUGAAAGAAGAGCGAGCCGAUCUCAACGCUCGCCUGUAUCUGCUUGAAAAAGAGCUUCACGCCAACCGCCUGGCGUUGGAGAGUCACAUGGCUGCUGAACAAGCCCUACGUGCACAUUUAGAUGUUCUGGUCACUGAACAAAAUUACCAGUUACAAAAGACAGAUGGUUCGACGGAGGUGGACAAAACUGUAUGUUUGCGCACCGGACAAUCCGAAACCAGCCUGUUGCGCGGUCAGGUUAAGAACCUACUUCAGGCUUUAGAGGCCCUGAGACACAGCACCGAACUUCAACAACUGCAGAGUGAAGAAUUGGUGGACGAUUUGAAACGGGCCAACACGGCUUUGAUUGGAGCGUUCGACAAAGCGAAGCACAAGUACUUGACUCGCAUCCGGAAGCUAGAGGAUCAGAUCGGUUCGAUCUCCAACAGCACAAGUGAAAAACGAACAGUCCUUUCAAAACCAGUUUCAUCGUGCGCACCCAUUUCUAUGCCCCCCGAUACUUGUCUAGUUUCCACCAAGUGUAAAGAAAGUAUGAUCAACAUCCGUAACAAGCCAGUACCCCCAACCGUCCGUCCCACAACUACUAUUCGAAGUACGAACGCUAUGAACAUGGUGCCCUACAUAAACAGUACUAUUCCGAAUAUGCCGGUCCAAGGUGGUUCACUCAGGCUAUCAUGCCCUGAUCCUGUCCAGUUAAGCCGACCUUUACCCGCGAUUCCACAUACCCAGCCACCUAAACCUAGACAGUUAACUCCAGCAUACAUACCCAAACCGCAGCAUACAAAAGGAAAUACAGUCUUCCCGUCAAAUAAAAUCCCUCCGGGAAACAUGCUACCUCCUCAAAGAGCCCCUUAA